Molecule: messenger RNA, 909 nt
Organism: Diceros bicornis minor
Lineage: Eukaryota; Metazoa; Chordata; Mammalia; Perissodactyla; Rhinocerotidae
Product: taste receptor type 2 member 43-like
Exons: 1
Coding region: 1-909 (302 amino acids)
Biological process (GO): G protein-coupled receptor signaling pathway; detection of chemical stimulus involved in sensory perception of bitter taste; sensory perception of taste
Cellular component (GO): membrane
Molecular function (GO): bitter taste receptor activity; G protein-coupled receptor activity
Source: RefSeq, a predicted model, not a curated record
AUGAUAAGUUUACUACCAAGCAUUUUUUCCAUCCUAAUAACGACUGAAUUUAUUCUGGGAAAUUUUGCCAGUGGCUUCAUGGCACUGGUGAACUGCAUUGACUGGGUCAAGAGACAAAAGAUGUCCUCAGCUGAUCAAAUUCUCACAGCUCUGGCGGUCUCCAGAAUUGGAUUGCUUUGGGUAAUAUUAAUAAAUUGGUAUACAACUGUACUUACUCCAGUUUUCCAUAAUUUAGAAGUAAGAAUUAUUUUUCAUAUAGCCUGGGCAGUAAGCAACCAUUUCAGCCUCUGGCUGGGUACUAGCCUCAGCAUAUUUUAUUUGCUCAAGAUAGCUAAUUUCUCCAGCCUUAUAUUUCUUUACCUAAAGCAGAGAGUUAAAAGGGUACUUCUCGUAAUACUGUUGGGGAGUUUUGUCUUUUUGGCUUCUUAUCUUGCAGUGCUAUGCAUAGAUGAGAAUAUGCAGACCAAUGAAUGUGAAGGAAACAUCACUGGGAACACGAAAUUGAGUGACAUUUUACGACUUUCAAAUAUGACUCUAUACACACUGAUAAACUUCACACCCUUUACUAUGUCCCUGACAUCUUUUCUUCUGUUAAUCAUUUCCCUGUGGAAACAUCUCAAGAAGAUGCAGCUCAAUGGCAAAGGAUCCCAAGAUCUCAGCACCCGAGUCCACAUAAGAGCCAUGCAAACUGUGGUCUCCUUUCUCUUGCUGUAUGCCGGUUACUCCCUGGCUCUAAUCAUCUCAUAUUGGAGUUCUGAUAGGCUGCAGAAUGAACCAGUUUUCAUGCUUUGCCAGGUUCUUAGAAUGCUGUAUCCUUCAAGCCACUCAUUUAUUCUGAUUUGGGGAAACAAAAGGCUAAGACAGGUGUCGAAAAAUAUAAGAAAGAUUAUAAGAUUACCAUACUGUUAA